AGAUACCGAGAUAUUGGGCGCUGAAAAGGAAGGACCCUUGUCCAGCGGGGAAACAACUACUCUACUACCAGCCAGAGCAGCAGCUGCAGCAGCUUUAACUGGGAUUCACGUGUAUUUCGUUACUUUGCUCUCGAGCAUCGUAACCCAGGGCAGUGUGUGAAACAUGGCUGAUAAAGAGGUGUACGAUGAUGCGGUGGAGGAAAGGGUCAUCAAUGAAGAGUACAAGAUCUGGAAGAAAAACACACCUUUCCUCUAUGACCUGGUGAUGACUCAUGCUCUAGAGUGGCCCAGUCUCACUGUCCAGUGGCUCCCAGAUGUCCGCAGGCCGGAAGGGAAAGACUACGCUGUCCACAGGCUGGUUUUAGGGACCCAUACAUCCGAUGAACAGAACCACCUUGUGAUUGCCAGUGUCCAGGUGCCAAACGAUGACGCCCAGUUUGAUGCCUCGCACUAUGACAGCGAAAAAGGAGAGUUUGGUGGAUUUGGUUCAGUAAGCGGGAAAAUAGAGAUCGAGAUCAAGAUCAACCACGAGGGAGAGGUGAACCGAGCCCGCUACAUGCCCCAGAACCCCUUCAUCAUCGCCACCAAGACUCCUACGUCUGACGUUCUGGUCUUUGACUACACUAAGCACCCGUCUAAGCCAGACCCCAGUGGAGAAUGUAGUCCUGACCUGAGGCUGAAAGGUCACCAAAAAGAAGGAUAUGGUCUUUCCUGGAAUCCCAACCUCAGCGGAAACCUUCUCAGUGCCUCUGAUGACCACACCAUCUGCCUGUGGGACAUUGGCGGUGGCCCAAAGGAAGGUAAGAUACUGGAUGCUAAGACCAUCUUCACCGGACACACCGCAGUGGUAGAAGACGUUUCCUGGCAUUUGCUCCAUGAAUCCCUGUUUGGCUCAGUGGCCGACGACCAGAAGCUCAUGAUAUGGGACACUCGAUCCAAUACAACAUCCAAAGCUAGCCAUGCAGUAGAUGCUCACACUGCUGAGGUCAACUGUCUGAGCUUCAACCCGUACAGCGAGUUCAUUCUCGCCACCGGUUCUGCUGACAAGACUGUUGCAUUGUGGGAUCUAAGGAACCUGAAACUGAAGCUGCACUCCUUUGAGUCGCACAAAGAUGAAAUCUUCCAGGUACAAUGGUCUCCUCACAAUGAGACAAUCCUGGCCUCCAGCGGCACUGACCGACGCCUCAACGUCUGGGAUCUCAGUAAAAUUGGGGAGGAGCAGUCAGCAGAAGAUGCCGAGGACGGCCCACCAGAACUUCUGUUCAUCCAUGGUGGCCACACCGCCAAGAUCUCCGACUUCACCUGGAACCCCAACGAACCGUGGGUCAUCUGCUCGGUGUCAGAGGACAACAUCAUGCAAGUCUGGCAGAUGGCGGAGAACAUCUACAACGACGAGGAACCGGACAACACGCCUGCAUCAGAGCUGGGCACAGGCAUCAUAAGCAGCCCUGCAAAAAUCUGUCAGAAAACCAUCUCCCUCUUCUCUUUCCUGAUCUCUAAACCCCCCGCCCCUCCAUGACUUGUCCCUCCUCUCUCAUCUUCAGUCCAGUGCAAAAUGUAAAAUGUUCUCGCCACAUGAAUGAACAGCGUGGAGAGUCACAGAUACGGUGUGGACGACAGGCCGCUGCUCUCAGGCCUUUCUUGCUUACUCUUCAUCACUUCGGCCCAGGUACCUAAAGCACGCGAGCCCAUGAUUAGAUACGAUCUCAAAUGUCGCUCCGCCUCCAGUGUCUGGGGGUUGGGAGCAGAGAAAUAAUCCUCCGUUCAUGUCAGAGAGUUUAAAAAAAGAUAAGUGUUCUUUUCCAUUUGGACUCAUGAGGAGACAGGAAACCAGUGAAUAGGCUUCUGUGAAGACGUAAAUAUGGAAAGGAAACCUGCACAAUUGAAAAGUACCCGAACACUGCUUUAAAGAUACCUGAACUGCCCUUCUAGCUGAUUCAUUUUCCCACCUGUUGAGCUGGUACUGCCAUAUUUACUGCCGGUCUUAAAGAAACAUUCCCCGUCGUGUUGGUUCUUGGUCAUCAGGUACAUUUAAAGAGUGGUUGUGUGAGGACCUGACACAGACAUGUGACUGUUGUCUGCAGCAGGAAUAGAUCCAGUCAGCAGUCUCUCUUGCUGGAGGUAAAAAAACACCCAUCUCCUCUUCUGGUAAUAGAGAGAAAAGUGUUUUACGCAUAUUUAACAGUAUACUCACAUAUAAUGGAGGAUGCCUGAUCAUAAUUAUUUUAACUUUCACAUUACACUUUUCCUGACUGGAGAUUUAUGUUUGUAAACCACUCGCUCUCCCGCAAUUUAGUCCACAGAGAUAAUCUCUGUUAUUAAACUCACAAGGAAACAGGAACUGCAGGAUUAUUACUACUGCCUCUUUUGGCAAGUUUGUGUUUUUUAGGUCAAUUUAGGAAUAGGGUGAGAUGGAGGCAGAUGAUAGCAGUGUGGUGACCCCCCCCCCCCCCAAAAGGGAGAAGCCGAAAGAGGUAAAAGAAGUGUUUUUUAGGUAAAUGCAUAAAGAUUUCAAAGAUCAGUGUCGCAAAGAAGGGGGAGUAGCAGUGUGAGUGUUUGCAAAGCAACAAAAACCCUCACUGUCUAACGUUUUACCUACAUGAGGGUCAUGGGAGUCUGGAGCCAACCCCAGCUGACGUAGGGUGAAAGGCGCGGUACAUGCAGGUCUCCAGUCGAGGCCAUCACAGGGCAAACAACCAUUUACUCUUACGAUCACACUUACGCGUGUGUCCAAUUAACCUCUGUGUGUUUUUGGACUGUGGGAGGAAACUGGAGUACCCGGUGAAAUCCCACAUGCACACAGAAAUGCCUUUGGUCGAGCCAGGAUUCACACUGGUGACCUUCUUGGUGUGAGGCAACAGUGCUCGGCACUUCUCUGGUGUGUGGCCUGCGACAGAAAGUCGGCGUCGCCUCUGUAUCAGUACCUCACACAACCACACUUCAUAAAACCAUAAUUAUCUCUUUUUUUUAACUCAGUAUGUGGCUCAAUUGAGACACGGGGCUCCGUUACUUUCUUCUUUUUCUCGUUACAUGUUCUUGUUGAAAAUGGCCUUGUAUUGUGUCCUGCUCCACAAUAUACAAUAAAACUUUUGUAACUUUUCAAAA
Molecule: messenger RNA, 3105 nt
Organism: Solea solea (common sole)
Lineage: Eukaryota; Metazoa; Chordata; Actinopteri; Pleuronectiformes; Soleidae
Product: histone-binding protein RBBP7-like
Biological process (GO): regulation of gene expression
Cellular component (GO): ESC/E(Z) complex; nucleus; NuRD complex
Molecular function (GO): histone binding
Source: RefSeq, a predicted model, not a curated record